Lycium barbarum (goji berry) is the source of this 1161-nucleotide messenger RNA. Its product is annotated as disease resistance protein Roq1-like. The record is from RefSeq and is a predicted model, not a curated record. Gene Ontology annotation, molecular function: ADP binding. Gene Ontology annotation, biological process: defense response. Lineage: Eukaryota; Viridiplantae; Streptophyta; Magnoliopsida; Solanales; Solanaceae. The transcript has 4 exons. The annotation marks the transcript as partial.
AUGAAACAGUGGAGAAAUGCACUAGAUACACUGAAAGAUACUCCAAAUGAUGAAAUUAUUUCAAAGCUUAGGAUAAGUUAUGAUGGGCUGGGUGAUGCAGAGAAGCAAAUUGUCAUUCUCCUCUCUCUCUUGUGCAGAAACGAGUCUAUGUGCAUUCAACAUAUUGUGAAAGAGAUAUCUAAUGAGUUGUGCCGAAAUUCAAUGAGCAGUGGCAAGCUAGUGGUAGCAGAAUCACAAAUUCGAGCUGUAUGUUCACUGUUGAUGAUGGAAUGUGAAGAUGUUCGAUUUAUUGGGAUUUCAGGGAUGGGUGGUAUUGGGAAGACCACCAUUGCAAGAGCCAUUUUUGACAGGUUUUCUCAUCAAUUUGAAGGUGCUUGUUUUGUUGCAAACAUCAAAGAAAAUCAAGCUAAACAGGGGUUGUUGUCUUUGCAAAAGAAUCUGGUUUCGGAGGUGUUGACAGUUGAAUCUGUGAAUAUAGCUAAUGAAUAUAGUGGAAUUGACUUGAUAAGAAAAAGGCUUGGUUCUAAGAAGGUUAUAGUAGUUCUUGAUGAUGUGGAUCACCAAGACCAGUUGGAUGGUUUAGCUGGAGACCGUGAUUGGUUUGGUAAAGGCAGUAGAAUUAUUAUAACAGCAAGGGAUAACCACUUGCUUUGGAACUGUUGUGAAAUUUAUAAGCUCUCUCAACGGGUGGUGCAGUACGCUGGUGGCCUUCCCCUGGCGCUUAAAGUCUUAGGAUCAUUCCUUUUUGGACGGAGCAUGAAACAGUGGAGAAAUGCACUAGAUAAACUGAAAGAUACCCCAAAUGAUGAAAUUAUUUCAAAGCUUAGGAUAAGUUAUGAUGGGCUGGGGGAUGCAGAGAAGCAAGUUUUUCUAGACUUAGCAUGUUCCUUUAUACCACCUCCUGCUUUAAUUAGAAAACUGCACCCUGAAAUUACAAUAGAUGUCCUGGUUGAGAAGUCCCUCCUUUUUGAGUCAUCAUUUGAAAGGAUUGGAAUGCAUGAUUUGAUUCGAGAAAUGGGUCGUCGUAUUGCACUGCAAGAAUGCCCGAGGCAUCGGAUAUGGCUUCAUGAAGAUAUUGCUGACGUGUUAACUGAAAAUAAGGGCAGAGAAGCAGUAGAAGUCAUACAAAUCCCUUUGAAGUCCAACUCAGAGGAAGAUAUU